Messenger RNA from Protopterus annectens (West African lungfish), 1719 nucleotides. Its product is annotated as nascent polypeptide-associated complex subunit alpha, muscle-specific form-like. The transcript has 4 exons. Lineage: Eukaryota; Metazoa; Chordata; Ceratodontiformes; Protopteridae. The record is from RefSeq and is a predicted model, not a curated record. Bases 1 to 1719 code for a protein of 572 amino acids.
AUGACUUGCACCAACCACACAGACAGGGCCUGUCACCCCUUACAGGUGGCAGAAACAGCACCACCAUCAGCAUCACAGAAGCACCCAGCAGCACAAGGACCUGCAGCAACCACAUUGGCAGGGCCUGCCAUCCCCUCUCAGGUGGCAGAAACAGCACCACCACCAUCAUCACAGAGGCACCGAGCAGCACAAGGACCUGCACCAACCACACUGGUAUGGCCUGUCAUCCCCCCACAGGGGGCAGAAACAGAACCACCACCAUCAUCACAGAGGCAACCAGCAGCACAAGGACCUGUAGCAACCACACUGGCAGGGUCUGUCGUCCCUCCACAGGGGGCAGAAACUGCACCACCACCAUCAUACAGGAGGCACACAGCAGCACAAGGACCUACAGCAAAAACACUGGCAGGGUCUGUCAUCCCCCCACAGGGGGCAGAAAAAGCACCACCACCAUCAUCACAGAGGCAUUCAGCAGCAGAAGGACCUGCACCAACCACACUGGGGACAGAAACAGCACCACCACUAUCAUCACAGAGGCACACAGCAGCACAAGGACCUGCAGCAACCACAUUGGCACAGCCUGUCAUCCCCUCACAGGUGGCAGAAAAAGCACCACCACCAUCACAAUGGCAUCCAGCAGCACAAGGACUUGCGCCAACCACACUGGGGUGGCCUGUCAUUCCCCCACAAGAGGCAGAAGCACCACCACCACCAUCAUCAUCACAGAGGCAACCAGCAGCACAAGGACCUGCAGCAACCACACUGGCAGGGUCUGUCAUCCCCCCACAGGGGGCAGAAACUGCACCACUACCAUCAUCACAGAGGCACACAGCAGCACAAGGCCCUACACCAACCACACUGGCAGUGUCUGUCAUCCCCCCACAGGGGCCAGAAAAAGCACCAACACCAUCAUCACAGAGGCAUUCAGCAGCAGAAGGACCUGCACCAACCACACUGGAGGCAGAAACAGCACCACCAUCAUCACAGAGGCACCCAGCAGCACAAGGACCUCCACUAACCACAUUGGCAGGGGCUGUCAUCCAGCCACUGGAGGUAGAAACACAAGGACCUGCACCAACCACACUAGCAGGGCCUGUCAUCCUCUCACAGGUGGCAGAAACAGCACCACCACCAUCACCACAGAGGCACCCAGCAGCACAAGGACCUGCAGCAACCACAUUGGCAGGGUCUGUCAUCCCAUCACAGAUGGCAGAAACAGCACCACCACCAUCAUCACAAUGGCACCCAGCAGCACAGCACCAACCACACUGGCAUGGCCUGUCAUCCCUCCACAGGGGGCAGAAACAGCACCACCACCAUCAUCACAGAGGCAACCAGCUGCACAAGGACCUGCAGCAAUCACACUGGCAAGGUCUGUCAUCCCCCACAGGGGGCAGAAAUGGCACCACCACCACCAUCACAGAGGCACACAGCAGCAGAAGGACCUACACCAACCACAUUUGCAGGAUCUGUCAUCCCCCACAUGGGGCAGAAAAAACACCACCACCAUCAACACAGAGGCAUUCAGCAGCAGAAGGACCUGUACCAACCACACUGGUAGGGCCUGUCAUUCCUCCACAGGAGGCAGAAACAACACUACUACCAUCAUCACAGAGGCACCCAGCAGCACAAGGAAUUGAAGAAGCUAAUAAACUUAAACUUCAGACUAAACUUCGAUUAUUAGUCAAUAUUGAUCUAACAGUAUUUAUACUGACAUAA